AUGAAGUUUUUUGUUUCCGCCGGCCAGACGAUUCCUGUCCUGCUGCUCUUCUGUUACGGCGCCUCAUCACAAACCUCGCUGAAGUCAAAUGGGGCUCAUGAAAACACCUCCGACGACCUGGACGGCACGGGACUCUCCGAGGCACUGGCGCAGUGUCUGGCCCAGACUGGACAGGUGGCCCAGUUGGCUAGUCAGCUGACCAAUCUCCAGACCGAACUGAGCGCUCAGACGUCGGCGCUGGCGUCACAGCUCUCGGAACAAGGUGUUGAGCUCACCGAGUUCGGGUCCGCUUUGAUCUCGGGUCUCAUUGACAUCAUGGAAAACCUGCCGGGUGGACAGCUCAGCACCGCAGGACUGACCGCUCUCCGGAGCCAGCUGCGGCAAGCAGCGGCCACUCCGCCGAGGGACUGCAGUGACCUGCCGGCCGGCACCACCAGCGGCGUGCACACCCUGUACCCGGGCCGAGACGGACCCGUGGCCGCGCUCUGUGACAUGGACCUGGACGGCGGCAACUGGACCGUAUUCCAGAGGCGCGACGAUAUCCAGCCCCGACAGGACUUUUACCUCGGGUGGCUCGACUACAAGUGGGGCUUCGGUGAGCUGGACGGCGAGUUCUGGUGGGGUCUGGAGCGGCUCUGGGGACUGACCUCCCAGCUGGACCGGCGCUACGAGCUACGAAUAGAUUUGACAGAUUUUAACGGCGACAAGCGUCACGCCGUUUACCAGGGCUUCCGGAUCGCGCCCGAGGCGGACAACUACCGUCUGACUGCCGUCAACUACACGGGUGACGCCGGAGACAGUCUCGCUUUAAACAACGGAAGACCGUUCGCCACUAAAGACAAAGAAGAUAAUAUGGGAUAA
Molecule: messenger RNA, 861 nt
Organism: Amphibalanus amphitrite
Lineage: Eukaryota; Metazoa; Arthropoda; Thecostraca; Balanomorpha; Balanidae
Product: microfibril-associated glycoprotein 4-like
Exons: 2
Coding region: 1-861 (286 amino acids)
Source: RefSeq, a predicted model, not a curated record